Molecule: messenger RNA, 1334 nt
Organism: Ipomoea triloba (trilobed morning glory)
Lineage: Eukaryota; Viridiplantae; Streptophyta; Magnoliopsida; Solanales; Convolvulaceae
Product: plasmodesmata-located protein 2-like
Exons: 3
Coding region: 268-1200 (310 amino acids)
Biological process (GO): plasmodesmata-mediated intercellular transport; transport of virus in multicellular host
Cellular component (GO): plasmodesma
Source: RefSeq, a predicted model, not a curated record
UCAUAUGGUCAAAGCACCUUCCCUUUUAGUACUGAUGAGAGUCUCUCAAGGCUCAAACACCGCCACACUACCACCACCACUGCCUCACUCAGCUCUGCAAAAGCCUAAAAAAGAGCGAACUUCGAGCGCCAUUAUAUUAUACUAAUACCAAGACUCUCUUUUGAGAAGCCACAGAAAGCAGAAACCAAGAAAUCAAGCUUUACCGGGAAUCUAUCAUCCUCAAGAUCUCAUUAAUGUUUCGUGAUUUGAUGCUUCGUGAAUGUUGAAAUGGGUGUGCCCAGAAAAUUGUUUAGCUUCAUUUCUCUUUUGGUAGCGAUUCUUUCCAUUCUUGAGCUCAUUUCAGUGGCUAAAUCUGAAUCUGACUACACCACCUUGAUAUACAAGGGGUGUGCUAAGCAGUCUUUGUCAGAUCCAUCUGGGGUUUCCUCGCAGGCCCUCUCUUCCCUGUUUGGGACUCUCGUUGCGCAGUCCUCAAAGGCCAAGUUUUCCAAGACGACUACUGGGUCUAGCCAGAACACAGUCACGGGUCUGUUCCAGUGCAGAGGGGAUUUAUCCAAUGUGGAUUGCUAUAACUGUGUGAGUAGGCUUCCAAUCCUCAUAGACAAGCUGUGUGGGAAGCCUGUGGCCGCAAGAAUUCAGCUUUUUGGGUGUUACAUGCUGUAUGAGAUUGCUGGGUUCCCGCAGAUAUCUGGGAUGGAGAUGCUGUACAAGACUUGUAGUAGGAAGAAUGCUCCAGGGAGUGGGUUUGAGGAGAAGAGGGACACUGCUUUGUCUAAUUUGGCUGGAGGGAUAAGUGGUGCCAGUGGGUUCUAUAGCACCAGUUAUGAGGCUGUUUAUGCCUUGGGUCAAUGUGAGGGUGAUGUGGGUAAUGCUGAUUGUGCUGACUGUGUGAAAAAUGCAGUCCAGAGAGCUCAGGUUGAAUGUGGGAGCUCUGUUUCUGGCCAAAUCUUUCUGCACAAGUGUUUUAUCAGCUAUAGUUAUUACCCUAAUGGGGUCCCUAAAGGCUCUUCUUCUUCUUCUUCUUCAUUCUCAUCUCCUUCUUCUACUUCUGCUUCAUCAUACUCAUCUCCUUCACCAGGGUCACAGCAAAACACAGGGAAGACAGUGGCUAUAAUAUUAGGUGGAGCAGCAGGAGUGGGGUUUUUACUCAUCUGCAUGUUGUUUACUAGGAAUGUGAUGAAGAAACAUGAUGAUUAUUGAAGGGAACACUUGAAUUUUGAGGUGGACUAUAUUCCUUGAAUUGGUUGGUCACUUUCAUAGUGGGCAAAAAGAGGGAUAAGAGAUGGGGAUGGUGUUGUUAAGGUGGAAUGGAAGGCUUUUAGGUUAAGGAAGGG